Molecule: messenger RNA, 2060 nt
Organism: Perca fluviatilis (European perch)
Lineage: Eukaryota; Metazoa; Chordata; Actinopteri; Perciformes; Percidae
Gene: atxn7l3a
Product: ataxin 7 like 3a
Exons: 11
Coding region: 142-732 (196 amino acids)
Biological process (GO): regulation of transcription by RNA polymerase II; positive regulation of DNA-templated transcription
Cellular component (GO): DUBm complex; SAGA complex
Molecular function (GO): transcription coactivator activity
Source: RefSeq, a predicted model, not a curated record
UUUAACAUGUUCUUAUUAUAGGCCUUGGUCCAUGACAUCUACUCUGAGCUGGUGGAAGAUGCCUGUUUGGGCCUGUGUUUCGAGGUUCACCGUGCUGUGAAACAGGGCUAUUUCUUCUUGGAUGAAACGGACCAAGAGAGCAUGAAGGAGUUUGAAAUAGUGGAUCAGCCAGGUGUUGACAUAUUUGGCCAGGUGUACAAUCAGUGGAAAAACAAAGAGUGUGAAUGCCCGAACUGCAAAAGAUUGAUAGCAGCUUCUCGCUUCGCCCCGCACUUGGAGAAAUGUCUCGGCAUGGGACGCAACAGCAGUCGCAUCGCCAACCGCAGACUAGCCAGCAACAAUAACAUGAGCAAAUCAGAGAGUGAUCAGGAAGACAAUGAUGACCUCAAUGAUAACGACUGGUCGUACGGUGCAGAAAAAAAAGCCAAAAAGAGAAAGUCAGAUAAGAAUCAAAAUUCCCCAAGAAGACCCAAAUCUCUAAAACAUAAAAAUGGUGAGCUUGGGAGCAGCGUCAGUUCAGAGCCUUACAAGUACAACUAUAACACUGGCAUCAGUUAUGAAACUUUAGGCCCCGAUGAAGUCCGAUCCCUUUUAACAACGCAAUGUGGGGUGAUCUCUGAGCACACCAAGAAGAUGUGUACCAGGUCUCAUCGAUGUCCCCAGCACACGGACGAACAGAGGAGGGCCGUCAGGCUGUUCCUUCUGGGGUCAGUCCGCGCCGACGCUGCCUGAUGCAGACGCUGUGGUGGAGAGCGACAGCUUUGACAUUCCAGAUGGACAGACCCUGAUGAGCCGCCUGCAGUGGGAAGACUCCCCUGAUAUUUCACCCAGUGACUCGGCCUCGUCUAAAGCCAGCACCAACCAUUCAGAUUCUAGGAGGCCCAAGAAAAAGAAGAGGACUUCUCUCGGUUUGAACAGUGGGGAGUAGGAGGAGUAGGAGGAGUAGGAGGAGUAGGAGGAGUAGGAGGAGUAGGAGGUAUAGGAGGAGUAGGAGGAGGAGUAAUAGGAGGAGGAGGAGGAGGAGGAGGAGGGGGGAAGCCUGACUGGAGGCGGCGGCGGCAGCAGCAGCUCUCAGAGUAAUGUCAGCUUUUCGACCAAAAAAAAGAGGCCCAAACUCUCAGCACCUUCUAUUUCCAGUAUCUAUGAUGACCUAAACUAGGAUAAGCCCUGUCUGUCAGAGAAGCUCUCCGUUCAUACCUACAUUUACAGGCCUGAACAGGAUGAGAUAAAACUUGACUUAGUAGUUCUUAUUCAUUCAGCCUUGACACGUAAUUCAAUUUAAUGAACAUUUCUCCUUCUGUAUUAUGACCACAUUGUUCUAAAUGUUGUGGCUAGGGGUCAAAGCGUCCAAUCAGAGUAUCUGCAGGGACCUAUUGGGAAAAAUCCACCUUAAAACAGACUUUACCUAGCCUCACCUAGUUUUAAAUGAAUAGGAAGUCUCCAGCUGUGAAUCAGAAAGACAAUAAAGUCACCAUAUAUGGUGUCACAGUGUCCAGGCAGGUAUUUCAAUUUGCACUGUUGCACUAUAUGUCCACACUGUAUGUGGACACCUGGACAGUACACCCAUAUGCAAUUGUUGAACAUGUCAUUCCAAAACCACAGGGUUUCCAUCAGAUAUUGGAACCUGGCACAAGAGCAUAAGUGAGAUCGGCCACUGAUGUUGAGUGAUCAGGUCUGGCUCACAGUCUGAACUCCAGUUUAUCCAAAAAAGGUGUUGGAUGGGGUUGAGGUCAGGGCUCUGUCAAGUUUUUCUGAAGUCUAACUGGGAAAUCCAUGUUUUUAUAGAUCUGGCUUUGUGCACGGGGAAAGCACCGUAUUGAAAAAGGAAAGGGUCUUCCAUAAACUGUUGUUGGAAGCACGCUAUUAGAUAAAAUAUCAUAGCAUGCUGUAGCAUUAGAUAUUCCUUAAUUAGAACUAAAUGGCCACAGGGGUGUCCACAUACGUUUGGCUGUAAAGUGAAAACAGAUCUUGAAAUUCUCUGUAACGGUCACCAUCACCACAUUAUGUGUCUUCCAGCAAAAGUAAUUCAAAUUAAAGAAUAAAAACUGGCUUGUACAAUA